CGGAAGCGGCUAUGUUCACGCCGUGCCGGGUAAAUUCGAAGAGCGCGCGUUGAUCCUUGUGACCAUGAGGAAUGUUUUGCACUUAUUUCUGCGCACACUUCUGCUGCUUGAUAUUCCGUUUAAUAUUUUUAUUAUUAUCACUUUUGUUAUUUACAGUUGCAUAAUAGAUGUAACAUAUAUGUUACAUGUUAUAUCAUUUAUGAUGUAAAACAAUUGUUAAAUGAUAUUAUCUUAUGUUAAACUAUUAUUCUUUCCUAUACAUUAAAAAAAAUCAGAAAGUCUGUUACAUUAUUUCUAAUCUUAAUAAGAUUAAUUACUUGUUAAGAUUCUAUUAAAGUCUGCUUAGAUUAAAUCAUACGAUGUAAUCCUUCAAAAAAUUGACUUUUUCUUUAUUUGGUUUAAGAUCCAUUGCUCUGUCGGUUAUCAUUAUAUGAAACAUAUUUCUGUAAAAAAUGAUUGUUGAUUUUAUUCUCGAUCAUUUUCGAUUUACUUUUGUACAAGAAGUUAUCUCCUUUACGAUUGUGUCAUGAUUUUCGACACACCUUGUAUAAUGUGUUCGAAUUUGAAUUAGCCAGUGAAAUAUCAUAAAAAGCUGUUUACAUAAUACUGUCUUCUUACUAUAAUACAAUGCUAGAUACUCAUUUCUCUUCAGUUUGAGCUAGUUCGCUAAACUAUUACGAUAUAGCAUUUAAUUCGAGUUACAUGAAGAACGUAAUGUGUGCGGAAUAGAGAAAGAGAAGAAAGAUGAGCAAAUAUCUUGUUGUACUGUUGUUAAGUAGCAGUUUAACAUUCAUCGUAGGACUUUCUUCAAAAUCGCAACUUGAAUCAGAAUCGGGACACGCGCCGUACAACAGAUUUACUUACCAUUUACCAAAUGACGUAGUGCCACUUUUCUACGAAAUCGAUUUAAUUGUAAGCUUGCAUAAUGAGAACCUUAUUGUCCGUGGCGACUCCACUAUUAAAAUUGAAGUUUAUAAUGAAACAAAAGUUAUAUCUCUGCAUUAUGUUGGAUAUAUAAGAAAUGUAAUGAUAAUCAGUGAAAUUGGUACUCCGGUCUCCGUACCGUCUAAAUCUUAUAUUAAAGAAACGGAAACAGUUGAUCUCCAUUUUGAAAAUGUGAUUUCGCCUGGGCGGUACAAGCUGGUUAUACAAUACAUUAGUAAAUCGCUGAAAAGCCUCUUUAAAAUUCCAUAUUUCACAAACACAACAGAAUCAUGGUUCAUUUAUACAGUCUUUCAACCAUAUGGAGCCCGAUAUGUAUUUCCGUGUUGGGACGAACCGGCAAUAGAAGCCGCUUUUGCUGUAAAAGCAAGAUAUCAAACAGAUGACACGACUGAUCCUGAAGCAGAAGAUUGGGAUGAAUCAAAGCAUCAAUUAUCUUCUUUCCAUUCCUUAGAAACUUCCAAACUACACAUUUAUCACGUGGAAAUAACACUAUAUCCGUCAGAGAUAUGCUUAGACUUGCGCUACGUGCCAAAAAUAAAGAGCGUUAUAUGGUGUAGAGAACACAUGAAUCCACUGUUUCAGGUUGCUUACAACACUACUAGAUCUGUAAUGAAGUCUUUAUCUGAGUACACGAUGUCCCAAAAACAAUUAAAUUUGGAUUAUAAGGUAAUCCCGGGCAUCCGAAAAGACAGCAUUGGAAACUGGAAAAUCCUCAUUUAUAGGGAAGGUGCUAUUAGCUACGAUAAAGACUUAGAUCCCAUAGCGCAACAAAUGGAGAUAACGCGCUUAAUAACACGUACAAUAGCGAACUUAUGGUUUCACAGCAUGGUCAGUCCAUUUAGAUGGAAACAUUUUUGGUUAAAUGAGGCACUCGCUGCUUUCUUCCAAACCAAGGUUCUAAAAGAUGAUAUGUUAGAAUUAUUCCUAGUUCAAACUCUACAUGAGUCUCUUUAUUUGGAUACCAAUGAUGGAGAGAUAAAUGAUAACUUUGAAAUGAUACCUUUAGAAAACUACAUGUCGCUUGAAGAUACAUUACGUUUUUCUUUUACUAUUUCUCUCAAAGCACCUGCUAUAUUCUACAUGUUGGAGCAUAUGAUUAAUCCUCACGUGUUUCGCGAAGGUCUUGCGUCAUAUUUUGUGAUACAUAUGUCUACACAUGCCACAUCCGACAACUUAUGGGAUGCAAUGCAACUUGUGCUAAACGGUGAACACAUCCAGCUACAUCCUCAUUUCAAAUUAAAACAUGUGAUGCGUACCUGGAUAAGGCAAAAACAUUAUCCCAUCGUAAACGUAAAACGAAAUCAUGAUCAUGAGAUUGUUAUAUCGAGAGAACCUGAUAGACUAGAUAGUACAACCUUCACCUUUCAGAAAUGGUGGAUACCUAUCACUUUUACCAUACUAAAAGAUUAUAAUUUUAAUAAUACUAAACCUCUUGCUUGGCUACAUCCAAGACGAUCAAGUAUAACAUUAAAUCCAAUUCGGAAAAGCGAUUGGAUUGUAGUUAAUAUACAACAAACAGGUUAUUAUCGCGUCAAAUAUGAAAGAUGGAAUUGGAAUUUAAUUGCAAAUUAUCUAAAUUCUGAAAAAUACAUAUUCAUACAUGUCCUCAAUCGUGCUAAACUCAUUGAUGACGCAUACUACUUUAUGAUGACGCAUCAGCUUGAUUAUCAUAUUUUCAUAAAACUCACGAGUUAUUUAUCACAGGAGACAGAUUAUACAGCAUGGUACCCAAUGUUCAAGAUUUUUGAAUAUUUGUCGAAAUUCUUACCAUUUUCAGAAAAUCAUCGUUUCAAGACACACAUGAGAACAAUCUUGGACAGUCUCUUUUUAAAGAUUAAACUUCUUGAACAUCCUUACGGUAGCAAUUCUAUUAACAUUUUAAGACACGAGGCUUCAAAAUGGGCAUGUGUGUUAGAUAACGCAUACUGUAAAAGAGCAGCACAUAUUAAAUUGCAAUUGCAUCUCGAGAAUCCCGAAAAGCAUAAACUUUCGCCGAGUUUGAAAGAAUGGACAUACUGCAACGGUUUACCUGUAGAAGAUUCAGUAACACAAAUGAAAAUGUGGACACAUUUGAUACAGACAACAAAUUCACAUAGAAUCAUAUAUAAAUAUCUUACUUGCAAUACAAAAUUCGAUAAUAUUCAUAUGUUUUUAAAAUUCAUAUUGAACGAUUAUACAAUGAAAUAUAAUGAACGUAUUAAUGCUUUUUAUUCAGCUAUAGCAAGAUAUGCACACGACUACAUGCGCAUUAUAUUAAAAGAUUUUGAGCGCUACAACAUUCAUAAGACUGAGAAGGACAAGGCUAAAACUUUAAAUAUCAUUAUUAAUCACGUGUAUGCAGGGCGUAAACUUCGUAAGAUAGCAAUGUAUGUAGUAACGAAAUUUCAUGUAGAUAAUAUAAAACGAGAUAUUUUUCAUAUACUAGAAGUACGCAAAAACAUUAUUAAUAAACAUGUAAAAACAAUUUCACAACUGUUCCAUAUUAAACCGACAUUUUCGGAUAAAAUCGACAUGCAGGUAUCCAAAUACGAAAGUCCAAAAACGAUGUCCAACGAUGUAACACCAUUACACUAUGACAUCGAAGUGAAGAUACUGAAUCAUUCUUCUGAAGAUACUAUUACUAUCAUAGGCAACUAUACAAUUAAGAUUAUGAUUCACCGUGAAACAGAAAAGAUAAUAAUGCACUUGUCGAAUUAUAAGGUUACAAUAACGACACAUGGGAUAUCGUUAAUUUGUGAGACUAAUAAAUCAAUCGAAUAUGUUUUUUCAUACGCUCUUCUUUACAAUGGUUUCUUAGUUGUACAAUUUACAACUGUAUUAUCUCCUGGAAAUUAUACUUUGCACAUUACAAAACUUAGAAAGGUUGUAAGCGAAACCGAAGGAAGUUUCUUCAAAAGAUUGUACCACGAUAAACACGGACACAUGGUAUGGUUGAGUGCAACACGUUUCAAGCCGAUCGGUGCUUCACAUAUAUUUCCAUGUUGGAACGACCCAGCAUUUAGGACUACGUUCACCAUUUCUUUCCAUCACCAUCGAACGUAUACGGUUUUAUCGAAUAUGCGUAGACAAAGAAUUGUGGAGUCACAUAAAGAUUCACAUGAUCAUCACGUAGUCGUAUCACACUUUUUGCCAACUCCUCCAAUUUCUGUCAAUUCUCUCGUGAUGGUUAUAGUGCACAAGUCUGAUUAUCGUCGAAAUAACAUUGAAAGAAAGAAUAUAUGGUGUAAAUCGCAUUUAGUACCAUAUGCAGAAUACAUAAAUGAUGUUGCUAAUAGAGUAAACACAUAUUUCGAAUAUUUAACAGAAACAUAUUCCAAAAAUUGUGAAGCAGCUAUUAUCUAUGAUAAAGAAUUUCAUACUGUUGGGCGUAAAAUACAGUUAAUUCCUUUAAUAGCACGUGCAGUGGCACGUCAGUGGUUCGGUGAUGUGAUCAGUCCAUCUUCGUGGUCUCAUUUAUGGGUGAAUGAUGGUCUAGCAGGAUUCUUCGCAAUUCAAGCCAUCACUGAGUAUAUUCAAACCAUCAAUGAUAAUAAAUUUUACGAUUUUAGUCAGCUUCAGACAGUGACAGCCAACGAUUUAUGGGCAAUUAUAGAUAAAGAUAAUUCUAGUAAACUUCGUGAUCACACUAAUCCUACAUAUAACAUCCCCAACUUAAAAAAACUAAUGCAUACCUGGAUAAAAGAGAUGCAUUAUCCUGUACUAAAAGUGAUACGAAAUUAUCAUAAUAACAUGGUGAUGAUGUUGCAAGAAAACCACAACAUACUAGACAGAAAUCAAUGGUGGAUACCCGUAACUUAUACCACGCAAACAGAACUUGAGUUUACUGAUAUUUUGCCGAAACUAUGGCUACAACCAGGUGUUCAAAAUUUAAUCAUUGAGGAAACUGUACAAAAGAAUGAAUGGAUUAUAGCCAAUUUACAACAAGCUGGAUACUAUCGCGUCAAUUACGAUCCCACAAAUUGGCGAUUAAUCAUCGAUUAUCUAAAUCAUGAGGAUUAUUGGAAAAUAGAUGUCCUUAAUCGUGCUCAAAUCAUUGAUAAUGCAUAUCACCUUAUGACGAUACAGCAACUUGAUUAUGACAUAUUCUUAAAUCUCACGAAUUACUUAUCACAAGAGAUGGAUUAUGUAGCAUGGUAUCCUAUGUUGAAAAUUCUUGAAUAUCUAUCGCCUUUCUUACCACUUGAAGAAAGUACACCUUUAAAGGAUCACAUGUUGAAGAUUCUAAACAAGAUUCUUGCGAACAUAAAAUAUGAAGAACUUGAGGAUGAAGACUAUUUUACCAUAUGUUUAAGGCAAGAACUUGCAAAAUGGGCAUGUAUUCUUGAUGAUCCUUAUUAUAAACAAUUAGCUAACACUAGAUUAACACAACAUCUCGAAGAUCCUGUGCAGAACAAAGUUUAUUGCAAAAAUACGUCUGACGAUAUAAUUAAAGUCAUAACUGUUAUCAUCAAUCAUUUAUACUUCGAGUAUCAACUUUUGAAGACGUGUGAAACAAUAAUAGGCAAGAUUCUCUUUGCCCUGUUAUUAAGCAGCAAUGUCAUAUUCAUUGCCGCAGAGGAAAAUCCUUUCGUGAAAUAUUCGGAUUAUGAAGUACUCGAACUUGUUGAAGAUACUUUACCUAGAAAUGCAGAACCACAAGUUUAUAACAUGAAUUUAACGCUAAAUAGAACGCCAGAUGGACUUAGCAUCAAGGGUCAAUCUAUUAUUUCAUUUCGUAUUUAUAUUCCCAUAAACUUCUUACGUUUCCACUAUUUUGGAAAUAUAACAAAGGCAAGUCUGCAACUGUUCGGAAAUAAAGCUGAUUCUGAGCGAAACAUUGUAUCGAACAUUUCUUGUAUCGAUGAAAUUGCACAUACGAUUGAUCUGUCGCUCGAAAAAAUGUUAGAACCUGGGUUCUAUUCUCUUUAUUUAAAAUUUAAAAGUUCUCUGCCAGAAGAAAUAAGCAGAUUUGAAGUUUCAAGCUUCAUAGACGAAGAUCAUGGCACUGACUGGUUCAUGACAACAGCUUUUCCACCGAUUGGAGCCCGAUUUGUUUUCCCAUGUUGGGACGUGUUUGGAAUAGCAACCUUUUUCAAUAUAUGCGUACAGUUUAAUAGAAAUUACACGGUUUACUCAAAUACGGGGAUCUUAAGAAUAGUAGCGAGAAACGAAAACAGUUUGACAUGCUUUCAACCAACUAACGGAAUGUUCGUUCAUCACUUAGCAAUAGCAAUUAUUCCGAAAGACAUAUCCUUCCACAUUAUAUCAGAUGUAGGUGACCUACGGCACAGAAGAGUAGUAAAGCAACAGCUAAAAUACAUGCGUCGAAUUAUUAAAUCUGUAAUACGAAUAUAUUCUUCGUACACAAAUUUGAAUAAUCUCAAGACGGAUUUUAUCAUAAUACCAAAUAUUCCAAAGGAAAGCAUUGAAAAUUGGGGACUCAUAGUUUACCGAGAAGCCGCAGUUAUAUAUGAUAAAGAUAUAGAUCCUAUAACACACAAAAUAGAGAUAAAGCGCUUAAUAGCACGUACAUUCGCAAACGCAUGGCUUAGUUAUGCGAUCAAACCAUCUUGGUGGUCACAAUUAUGGUUACAUGAAGGAUUUUCUACUUACUUCGUAACUAAGAUUAUGUCAAAACAGUUGUUUAUUGUUCAAACUCGACAUGAAUCUCUUCAUAUGGAUAUCGAGUGGAAUAUGAUGGCUUUAGAAAGUACAUCACUUAAAAAUGUAUUUUUUUCUCCCUUUCCUCUUUAUGUCAAAGCACCCGUUAUACUGUACAUGUUGGAAAACAUAGUUACUUAUGACGUAUUUAGAGUCGGUAUCAUAAGAUAUUUAAGUGAAUAUUACUUGCGUGUUGCCACGCCCGAUCACUUGUGGAGUCAAAUGCAAAUUGCACUACAGGAUUCCGAAUAUGAAAAUACUAAUAUUAUAUUAAAGACUGUGAUGGAUUCGUGGACAAAACAACAAAAUUAUCCCAUAGUUACAGUAGAACGAAAUAAUAAUGCUGAAAUUAAUAUCUGUCUGUACUAUGUCAAGUCAAAAAGUUUUUCCCUACAAAGAAGUUGGUGGAUACCUAUCACCUUUACCAUACAAAAUAAAUUUGAUUUUCAUAAUACUGUACCUUAUGCCUGGUUAACACCAGAAAAAUCAUGCAUUCCAUUAGAACCAAUUCGUAAAAACAAUUGGAUUAUAGUCAAUCUACAACAAACUGGAUAUUAUCGUGUCAAAUACGAACAAUGGAAUUGGCAACUACUUGCGAAGUAUCUAAACUCUAAAAAAUAUGAGAAUAUACAUGUUCUUAAUCGUGCUCAAAUAAUCGACGACGCGUAUUAUUUUAUGAUGACAGAGGAACUCGAUUGUGAUAUGUUCUUCUUCAUCACGAAGUAUUUAUCACAAGAGCUGAAUUUCAAAGCAUGGUAUCCUAUGUUAAAAAUUUUUGAAUACAUCUCGCCUUACUUAUCGUUUCCAGAAAGUGCUUCUCUACAGAAUCACAUGUUGGCGAUUAUAAAUAGCGUUCUUGAAAGAAUAACAUACGAAGAAUCUGAUUCCGAUGAUAUAUAUACUAUAUUUUUACGGCAAGAACUUGCAAAGUGGGCAUGUAUUCUUGAUGACUUCGAUUGCAAGAAAAUAGCUAACAUUAAAUUGGUAGAAUAUCUCACAGAUUCCAACUCCAUUAUACCAGGUUGGAAGGAAUGGAUAUACUGCAAUGGAUUAAAAACAGCGAGCAGAAUUACUUGGCUCAAAUUUUUUAAUAUACACGCACAAUCACUGAAAUCAGUUGAUAACGUGUUGCGCAUACUUUCCUGUUCAGGAGGUGUUACAAGCUCCAAUUUUCAGUACAAUAUGCAACUAUCAAACAACCUAACAACGCGAGAAGAAUGUAUCAAUAUUCUAUAUUACGUUGUUGCAACAUAUGAACAAAAUGGUUUAGACACUACUUUAGCAAAUCUUAAAGAUCACAUACUUUACUGCACGUUUACUCCUCACGAUAUGAUAAAAGUUUUAACUGUUAUCAUUAAUCGUUCGUACCUCGAGUUUCAGUUUUCGAAGGUAAAGGAAUUUGUGAAAAAUAAUAUAAAUGCAAUUUCUGCGACUAUUCAACAUGCAAUAAAAGUACGCCAGAAUUAUGUCAAACAUUACAGAACAACGUUUUUAGUGUUAUCCAAAGGACACAUUUGAGUUAAGAACUAGUUUGAUCAUUGAAAAAUAAAAACUGCAAUACUUGCAUGUGUAUAACUACGUUACAAGUAAUUCGAUAUAUUAUUAUUAUUUACUUGUUUUAGUUAAAUCAGAUUUAUUAUUUAUUAUAUUUUAUUUUUACUAUCUAAUUUUAAUUAUUUAUUGUUUAAUUAUGUAUUUCUGUUGCUUGUUUAUAAUUGUACAUCAUUUUAAAUCUGUUGCUGUUAUUUUUGAAUUCUAUUAUCUUAGUAUAUACUUAUUAUGUAUCAUGCAAUCAUAACAAUGGUAAAUCGUUAAAUCAUAUUAAAUAUGUAAGACAUUUUCGCGCUUGUAAUAAAUUUUAUAAUACCAUCUA
Ooceraea biroi (clonal raider ant) is the source of this 8458-nucleotide messenger RNA. RefSeq lists its product as uncharacterized. Gene Ontology annotation, biological process: proteolysis; peptide catabolic process. The record is from RefSeq and is a predicted model, not a curated record. NCBI's taxonomy places the organism in Eukaryota, Metazoa, Arthropoda, Insecta, Hymenoptera, Formicidae. Gene Ontology annotation, molecular function: metalloaminopeptidase activity; peptide binding; zinc ion binding. Gene Ontology annotation, cellular component: cytoplasm; membrane.